This is a messenger RNA of Gossypium raimondii (Peruvian cotton), 1541 nucleotides long. RefSeq lists its product as uncharacterized. Lineage: Eukaryota; Viridiplantae; Streptophyta; Magnoliopsida; Malvales; Malvaceae. The transcript is spliced from 4 exons. The coding region runs from base 663 to 1187 and encodes 174 amino acids. The record is from RefSeq and is a predicted model, not a curated record.
UGGUGGUCUCUACAACCCUGAAGUUUCAUACUCCUUCGGUUCACUAUUUCACUUUCUUCCUCUUGCAAUAAUCAAGCAAUUUUGGCCUUGAUUUCAGUUUGAACCAUCAAUGGCGGAAGACACGACCAAAUCCAACAUGGACAGAGAUUUUAUAGAACUGUUGUUGGAGCUUGUAGAUGACCUCGACCACCACAGAAACACAUGGUCUGCAAGGGAAGCUAUGCUUCUUGGUGCCGGAGAGCUAUCUGCGACCAGCAAUUUCACAGCUCGGCUUAAAAAGCCGGAGGCUGAAGAGCAAUCCGUGGCCGACUAUUCUUGCCAACGACGGCUUAAAGUGAAAAAAAAAUUAGAAAUCAUGCCCAUUGAUUCGUCUAGAACAGCUUUUCCAGAAGUUCGUCGGAGUAGGAUGAAGAUGAUGGAAAAGAUGGGUUAUGGCAUGGCAGAACUGGAGCAUCAGUCUAUGUCGAAUGGAAGCAAGAAAAGAAUUCUGAAAUUUGUUGCCGAUGACUUCUUGAGACAAGAAGCAGAACUAAAAAGAAACAGAGGGAUAUCCGGUACUGGAGACAAAAAGAGCGAAAAUUUACGAUGAUCCAACAGAAAGAGGGAUAAAUAACAAUGGUAAGAUAACAAAUUGGAGAUGCAAGUGGCAACGCGUGGUGGAGAUGCUGCUGAUGAGCAUGAAAACGAAAUAUGUGCUGAAAGCCACUAACAUCGGGAAAACGAAAGCUUCUCAACAAGUUCUCUGCCAUCGCAACCAAAUCAAAAUGCAAUGGCCAAUACAAUCUGAUCCCCUAGUGAUUAUCCAUGUGAUCCAAGAAACUGACCGCAAGUGCAAGGAUGCUGUAUUAGCAGAAGCCAAGGCGAAGUGGCGACUUGAUCGACAACGAUCAGAGAUUUUUUUCCCACCUCCAUGCAAGGUAAAAGUUACUGCAACUGAUGAUAAAACUCGUGAAGGAGUACAAUCUGAAUUCCGUGAUUUGGAGAACCAACUUUAUGACAAAGGCAACGACAAAGUGGAAUGCAAAGAUUUCCCAGGCUUGGCACAGGAAUUAAAGAAAACGAGUUGGGGGAAAAUUCCAGACUACCUCGAAUCUAUUGCAAUCCAAGUCGAAAAAGAUCGUGGAAAAACUACUGAUAUUUUCAUAUCCCCACUCAAGUUCUGCUCUGCGCUGCGAUCAAAGAGAUGAAAGAUUUUCGGUUGGGGAUUUGGAUUUGGGUACCUUGAAAAAGUGGAGCGCGACACUUAAUUACGCUAAGAAAUAUGGUUUUCAAGUGGGAUUUGCUGAUAAUCUGUUGAAGAAGAAUUUUCUUGCCUAUUUUGCUAUUCAAUGUCUGCCCAAAUCGACCGUAAAAAUAUAGCUUCCCAAGAGCAAAUGGUUGUGUUGCUGUUGCUGUUGCUGGCUUGCUGCAGUCUAUAAAAAUAUUGGCUUUAAUGAUAUCUACAUUUACUUUUCUGUAUGUGUGAAGUUUAUCUUAUUUGAGAUUAAUGCUUUGUUAAACUGAGAAAUUAAGUAUUAAAAAAAUUAAGAGUUUGAAUUUAA